Molecule: messenger RNA, 3264 nt
Organism: Trichoplax adhaerens
Lineage: Eukaryota; Metazoa; Placozoa; Uniplacotomia; Trichoplacea; Trichoplacidae
Exons: 33
Coding region: 1-3264 (1087 amino acids)
Biological process (GO): protein phosphorylation
Cellular component (GO): myosin complex
Molecular function (GO): ATP binding; cytoskeletal motor activity; protein kinase activity
Source: RefSeq, a predicted model, not a curated record
AUGACGAAAUCGAAAAUAGAAACAAUCAAGAAUUUUCCCAAUCCUGUUGGGACUUGGACAUUACUCGAUUUAAUUGGUGAUGGCCUUUAUAGCGAAGUUUACACAGCGAAGCAUAAUAAAAAAAACAUGAUGGUUGCUAUGAAAAUUACUGAUAAUAUUUGGGAUAGGAAAGAGCGUCUUCUUCACGAAAUUGAUAUUUUACGCCAUCAUUCUCAACAUCCUAAUAUCAUCAAGUUCCAAGGUUGUUUUCUAAAACGUCGACACCUUACUCUCACCGCUGAAGAUCAGCUUUGGUUUGCUCUCGAAUAUUGCCAAGGCGGAUCUGUUAGCGAACUUGCCAGAAGAGUUCGAGAUAAAGGAAAUCGAAUACGUGAAAAUAUCAUCGCUUACAUUAUUCGCGAAACCAUGAAUGCGCUUGCAUUUCUUCAUGAACGAAAUAUCAUCCAUCGCGAUAUCAAAGGGGGUAACAUCUUGCUCACAAGUGAAGCCCACGUCAAAUUGAUCGAUUUUGACGUAUCUGCAAUGUUAAAGACAUCGCAACAACGACGCCAAUCCUGCACUGGAACAUCGUAUUGGGUAGCACCUGAAGUGAUUGCAUGCAAAAGUUAUGCAAACCAACAAUUUGAAGAAAGGAGCUAUGAUAGUCGAUGCGAUACGUGGUCGUUAGGUAUUACGGCCAUCGAAUUAGCGGAUGGUAAACCCCCUUUUGCAGAACAACACCCUGAUCGAGCGAUGUAUAAAAUUUUAAGGAGCGUUCCUUCAACUGUUAAAGAACCCACACUAUGGAGGGCUGAUUUCAAUGAUUUCAUUAAAUGGUGUCUAGCAAAGAAUGCUGAUAAGAGGCCUUUUAUACAGGAUUUAUUUGCACAUCCAUUAAUAAAAGAUGUCCCAGAAAAACCUGUUGUAGUAAGCGUACAAAAGCAUUUCAAUCAUCUUAAAUUUAUAGUAAUAGCAGAAUUUAAUACCAUCCAUGAAGCUGCCGUCAAGAACAGAAACCAGUUUUUUAACUAUAGCAUCAAUGACUUAGCCAAAUUGGAAGAUUUAAAUGAGGAUAGCCUCUUAUCUCACCUUAUUAGCCGAUAUAACAUGGGUCAAAUUUAUACUUAUAUCGGAGAUAUUUUAAUCGCUGUUAAUCCUUUCAAACCACUAAAAAUUUAUAAUAAUGAGUAUUCGAAUCGAUAUCGAUCAGCUGAUAUAACGAAACACGAUCCUCAUAUUUAUGCAAUUGCUAGUGCAACCUAUAAUGAUUUGAUCAUUAACAAAAGAAAUCAGUGUUGUAUAAUAAGUGGCGAAAGUGGCGCUGGUAAGACCGUAUCUGCGGGAUUUUUAGUUCAGCAUCUUACGAAACUCGGAAAUGCUACGACUAGGGCACUGGAACAAAAAAUACUUCAGGUCAAUCCACUAUUGGAAGCAUUUGGGAAUGCUCAGACACUAUUUAAUGAUAAUUCAAGCCGUUUUGGAAAAUAUCUAGAAAUGAAAUUUGCGGAUGAUGGCACUGUAACCGGUGCCCAACUGUCACAAUUUUUACUGGAAAAAUCCAGGAUUGUUUCUCAAGCCAAUGAGGAGCGAAAUUUUCACAUUCUUUAUUACAUCCUAUAUGGCUUCCAAUUUAAUAAGAUUGCUAAAAAGUACCACCUCCCAGAGAAUCCGGAAGCAGCUAUUUUUCAUGAUACCACGAAAGCAAUUAAAACUCGAUAUAUUGAUAAAUUUAGAGAAGUUCAAGAGUGUUUUCAUGUUAUUGGAUUUUCAAAGGAGGAGUUGGACAACACAUUUAGUAUCUUAGCUGCUGUGUUGCAAAUUGGGGACAUUGAUUUUCUACGUGAUCAAUCUAAUGAACAUUUAAUUGAGAGAAGUUUGAUCAAAAACAAUGAAAAGCUACGCGUAGUUGCAAAACUUUUGUCGGUUAAUGCUGAAGACAUUGAAGAUGCUCUGAUAAGAAAUACCACCGCGGCUGCAGGGGAAGUAAUAGUAAUGAAUAAUACCGUUACCAAAGCGACAGAAUGUAGAGAUGCCAUGGCCAAGGCUCUAUAUGGUCGCUUAUUCGCAUGGAUAGUUGAUCGUAUAAAUAUGCUACUAAAGCCAGAUAGCCAUUAUGAUAGAUUGUACAAUAUUGGCAUAUUGGAUAUUUUUGGCUUUGAAAAAUUUGAUAAAAAUUCCUUUGAGCAGUUAUGUAUAAAUAUCGCAAAUGAACAAAUACAAUAUUUCUUCAAUAGGCAUAUUUUCUCUUUGGAACAGGAAGAAUAUGUAACGGAGGGCAUCAACUUGGAUACAGUUUCCUUUAAAGAUAAUAAACCUGUUUUAGAUAUGUUUUUAAAUAGAAGAAAUGGCUUGCUAACGAUUUUAGAUGAUGAAACUGUACUAACAACUUCUUCAACUCGUACUCUAGUUGAUAAGUUACAUGAAGGUUUGGCUAAAAAUGAAUACUACUUACAACCAAGAGACAAUAGUGCUUCAUUCGCUAUUUUUCAUUACGCGGCAAAGGUUAUAUAUGAUGCUUCCCUGUUUCUCUUUAAAAAUCGGGAUACGUUGCAGCAGGACAUUGUACAAUUGUUAUCUACAAGUGCCCAUCCUUCCACCAAGACUACUUACAUACCAAGAAAGAAUGCUAAUUUAUUAUCAAUUAAUGAUAACUCGGAUCAAUUCCGAUCAUUACCUUAUCCUAAGGUAAAGAGCCUCAAGAGCAAAAAAAAAUUACCGCAUUUGCUAGGCAGGCCGCGGUCUGGGAGUAAUACUCAUUCUAAGUUGACCGUUGCUUCAUAUUUUAGGAACUCUUUAGCUGAGUUAUUAUCUAAAAUGACAGAAGCACAGCCUCAUUUUGUUAGAUGUAUUAAGCCAAAUAGCCGAAAUGAAGCAGAUAAUUUUGACCAAGACAGAGUAUUAACGCAACUUACUUAUACUGGAGUGAUUGAAACUACAAACAUUCGAAGACAAGGCUUUCCAAAUCGAAUAUCGUUUGCUGACUUCAUGGCAAGGUAUCAGUCACUAGGAUUUAGCGCGACACGCAAGGUACAACCAACUAGUGAUAAUUGCGAAAAAAUAUUAAAGGCAUGCAAAAUCGAAGACUUUGCUAUUGGAAAAACAAAGGUAUUUUUGAGAUAUUAUCAUAUACAACAAUUGGCUAAACAGUUUGAAAAGCAACAUCAAUAUGCGGUUAUUAUUCAAAAAGCAAUUCGAGGUUGGCUGGCUUGGGUUAAAUACAGUCGAGUAAAAACAUUUCGAAGUAAUUGCGCAAUCAAAAUUCAAGCAGGUAAUGUAUUGUACUAG